Messenger RNA from Nematolebias whitei (Rio pearlfish), 1122 nucleotides. Its product is annotated as gastrula zinc finger protein XlCGF8.2DB-like. Gene Ontology annotation, molecular function: RNA polymerase II cis-regulatory region sequence-specific DNA binding; DNA-binding transcription factor activity. The record is from RefSeq and is a predicted model, not a curated record. The transcript has 6 exons. The coding region runs from base 1 to 1122 and encodes 373 amino acids. Gene Ontology annotation, biological process: regulation of transcription by RNA polymerase II. Lineage: Eukaryota; Metazoa; Chordata; Actinopteri; Cyprinodontiformes; Rivulidae.
AUGACAUCCCUCUCCUUAUCCGCAAAGUCCAUGGUGUUCUUGUUCCAUGCAGAUGUUCAGCAGUCGGUGCUGUUUAAAAAAGAAGCUCCUGAAGAAUGGAGUUCUGGUGUGGACCAGAAGGACCCAGAGACCCUCAUAAAGGAGGAAGAGGAGCAACUGAGGAUCAGUCUGGAUGUAGAGCAGCUCAGUGUGAAGGAGGAGACUGAUGAGACCAGGUUCUCCUUCACUGCAGUUCAUUUGAAGAGUGAGGAUGAUGAAGAGAAACCUCUGUUCUCUCAGCUUCAUCAGCAGCACCAUGUAGAAGAUGGAGAUCUUCCAACCAGCAGCUCAGAUGACCAGAUGAAAGCAACAAAUGAGGAGGAGGACUGUGGAGGAGCAGGAACUACCAGGAACCCAGUUCUAAAUACUCAUGGAGAUGAUUCCAACUCUUCAGAGACUGCUGACAAUGAGAAUGAUGAUGAAGAUGUGAAUGAUCCUGAUUCUCAGCUGAAAGACUCAUCAGACUCAGGCUCAAACAAAAAAAUCCAGUCAAGACAGAAACUAUUUAGUUGUCACGACUGUGGAAAAAGAUUUAACGGAAAAGAAAAUCUAAAUCGACACAUGAGAAUUCACACAGGACAGAAACCAUUUGCUUGUGAUGUUUGUGGACAAAGGUUUGGACAAAAGUCACAAUUAAACCAACACAUGAGAAUCCACACAGGACAGAAACCAUUUGCAUGUGAUGUUUGUGGACAAAAGUUUAAAAUGAAGCCAGCUUUAAACCAACACAUGAGAAUCCAUACAGGACAGAAACCAUUUUUUUGUGAUGUUUGUGGACACAACUUUAGAGAAAGGUCAAAUUUUAAAUGUCACAUGAGAAUCCACACAGGACAGAAACCAUUUGCAUGUGCUGUUUGUGGACACAAGUUUAGAGACAAGUCCAAUUUAAACAAACACAUGAGAAUCCACACAGGACAGAAACCAUUUGCUUGUGGUGUUUGUGGACAAAGGUUUGGACGGAUGUCGCAUUUAAACAGACACAUGAAAAUCCACACAGGACAGAAACCAUUUGCUUGUAAUGUUUGUGGACAAAAAUUCAGACUAAUGUCACAUUUAAAAGUUCACAGGAAAGUCCACACAUAA